Molecule: messenger RNA, 2214 nt
Organism: Durio zibethinus
Lineage: Eukaryota; Viridiplantae; Streptophyta; Magnoliopsida; Malvales; Malvaceae
Product: subtilisin-like protease SBT4.3
Biological process (GO): proteolysis
Molecular function (GO): serine-type endopeptidase activity
Source: RefSeq, a predicted model, not a curated record
AUGGAGAAAUCAGGUUUCCUGUUGCUUGUUGGCAUUUAUGUGAUUUUCAUGCUUAGCUUGAGCCUUUCCUCUGGUGCUGUAGAGGAAGAUAGAAAGGUUUACAUUGCAUACUUGGGAUCACUUCCUGGAGGAGAAUACUUUCCAUCAUCUCACCAUUCCAGUAUGCUUCAAGCAGUUUUUAAACAGAGCUCUGUGGCAAAUUACUUAAUCAGAAGUUACAGUAGGAGCUUCAAUGGAUUUGCUGCGAAGCUCAGUGAUGAAGAGGCAAAGAAACUUGCAAGCAUGAAAGGAGUGGUUUCUGUUUUUCCAAGUAAAGUUUAUUACCUUCAAACAACAAGAUCGUGGGAUUUCAUGGGAUUCAAUGAGACUGUUAAACGUAAUCUUACUGUUGAAAGCGAUGUCAUUGUUGGUGUUAUUGAUAGUGGUAUCUGGCCUGAGUCAGAAAGCUUCAGUGAUGAAGGCUUUGGUCCUCCUCCCAAAAAGUGGAAGGGUUCUUGUAAGGGUGGCCAAAACUUUACUUGUAACAAUAAGCUUGUCGGAGCUCAAGUUUACGGCCAAGACUCUGCCAGGGAUACAGAAGGUCAUGGAACUCAUACUGCAUCCACAGCAGCUGGGAACAACGUAGAGGAUGUUAGUUUCUUUGGAUUGGCUAAAGGCACUGCGAGAGGAGGGGUUCCUUCUGCAAGGAUUGCUGCAUAUAAAGUUUGCAGUGAAGAAGGAUGUGCUUCAGCGGACAUCUUGGCAGCUUUUGAUGAUGCUAUUGCUGAUGGAGUUGACCUUAUAACAAUUUCAAUAGGAGCAGAUUCUUCAUCCGAAUUUUACCAGGACCCUAUUGCUAUUGGUGCUUUCCAUGCAGCAGAGAAAGGAAUACUUGUCAUGCAAUCUGCAGGCAAUAGUGGCACAUCAGGACCACAAUCAGUGAUAAGUGUAGCACCAUGGAAACUUACUGUAGCAGCAAGCACCAUGGAUCGCCUAUUCAUUGACAAGGUUGUUCUUGGGAAUGGGGAGACUCUAACUGGAUUUUCAAUAAAUUCUUUCAGUCUUAAUAGAACAAAGUUUCCACUAGUUUAUGGGCUACAAGCAACAUCAGAUUGCGAUGAGACCAGUGCUCGGAUCUGCGAGAUUGGUUGCCUGAACAGUAGUUUGGUAAAGAACAAGAUUGUUCUAUGCGAUGAGUUUGGGGGACAAGAGGAAGCUCAUGUUGCUGGUGCAUUAGGAUCAAUUUUGCAAACUUCAAUUGAUAAUGUUUCAUUUGUUGUCCCAUUGCCUGCUUUAGCUUUAAGCAUUGACAACUAUGAUUCAGUCAAGUCCUACCUGAGUUCCAACGAACAACCCGAAGCAGAAAUAUUAAAAAGUGAAACAAUUGAAGAUUCUGCUGCUCCUGUAGUUGCCUCGUUCUCUUCACGAGGCCCUAAUUUAAUUGUACCUGAGAUUCUAAAGCCCGAUAUAAGCGCCCCAGGAGUGGAUAUCUUGGCUGCAUAUUCACCAGCUGCUUCACCUUCAAGUAUUGCAACAGAUGAGAGGCGAGUUAAAUACAAUAUAAUUUCUGGAACCUCCAUGUCAUGCCCUCAUGUUGCUGGUGUAGCUGCUUAUGUUAAAACAUUUCACCCUGAUUGGUCUCCAUCAGCCAUCAAAUCUGCUCUCAUGACUACUGCUUUCCCCAUGGAUCCGUCCAAUAAUCCAGAUGGUGAAUUUGCUUAUGGAUCUGGACAUGUCAACCCUGUAAAAGCUAUCAAUCCUGGGCUUGUAUAUGACACUGUUAAAGGAGACAACAUAAGAUUUUUGUGCAGCAUUGGCUAUGGUGAAGGUACCAUUAGACAAAUAUCAGGAGAUAACAGCUCCUGCCCCGAAAACUCCGAAAAUUUGCUGCCAAGGGAUUUCAAUUAUCCUUCACUUACAGCUGCAGUUCCAGCAGGUGAUUCUUUCACAGUCAAUUUCCAUAGAACAGUUACAAAUGUUGGUGUAGCAAGAUCUACUUACAAUGUAGAACUCUCUUCCAACUCGAAACUUGAUGUCAAAGUUACUCCUGAAGUUCUAUCCUUCAAGUCCUUAAAGGAGAAGAAGUCUUAUAAUGUUACUGUUACCGGACAAGCUUUGGGUAAUUCAUCGAUGUUGUCAACAUCAUUGGUAUGGUCAGAUGGCACUCAUAGUGUUAGAAGUCCAAUUGUUAUUCAUACAUACGAAGGCGUUCAAAGGGUUGUGAGGAUCUCAUGA